GAGAAGCGCAUACGCAAGAAGGAGCGCGACGAGGAGCUGGGCCUCGACGGCGAAAUGAAGGAGGCUCUGGGCAUAAACGACCUCAACUCGGACGACGAGUCUUCGGACUCUGACAACUCCGACGACGGUAGCUCCGACGAGGACGGAGACUCAGAAGCGGGUGCGGAAUUACAGGAAGACGGCAGUGACGCAGAGGAGGGCUCGGAGGCGGAUGAGGACGAGGAUGCAGGGGAGAUGGACCUGGACGUCGGCGAGCUAGAAGGCCUAGAGGAAGACGCGUCCGACGCAGAUGAUAGCGAAGACGAGGGCGAGCCGCCUAUGUCUGUCUCCCAAGCCCUGCAAAAUCCGCUGUACAUCGUCUCGCUUGACCCCGAGGUCAGGGAGUGUAUCGUUUGCCCCGGGAAGCUCAUCAAGAACACCGUCAUGGGUGAAGUGCACAUCAAGUCUAAUGCGCACACACGACGGUUCACGCGCGUCCGGGAAGCAGCCAUGGCCGUCGACGCGGACACGGACGUGCGCCUCCUCGUGCGUGCCGCGCUCGCGGAUGCCGAGACACCGAAGCCUGCUGAGGGACCCGCGUUGUCCAAACGCGCACUGAAGAAAAAGCGAAGUUGGACGCUAUCAAGGCUAAGCGCGAAAAGCAAAAGGCCAUGAAGGCGAAGGUCAAGGCGCGCAAGGAGGCCAAAGUCUCCGCUGCAGGCUCCUCAGAAUCAGAGGCCGAGGAUGAGGAUGACAAGCCCUCUCCCCCGAAGCCACCUCGCUCAAAGAAGCGGAAGCUGCAGCCAGAGGAUGCCGAUGCGAAACCACCGACAAAAA
This is a messenger RNA of Trametes versicolor FP-101664 SS1, 816 nucleotides long. RefSeq lists its product as uncharacterized. Lineage: Eukaryota; Fungi; Basidiomycota; Agaricomycetes; Polyporales; Polyporaceae. The record is from RefSeq and is a predicted model, not a curated record. The transcript is spliced from 3 exons. The coding region runs from base 55 to 654 and encodes 199 amino acids.